Messenger RNA from Caenorhabditis briggsae, 1152 nucleotides. It is a transcript of the gene Cbr-abu-6, whose product is annotated as Protein CBR-ABU-6. The transcript has 2 exons. Bases 1 to 1152 code for a protein of 383 amino acids. The record is from RefSeq and is a predicted model, not a curated record. NCBI's taxonomy places the organism in Eukaryota, Metazoa, Nematoda, Chromadorea, Rhabditida, Rhabditidae.
AUGCACUUUACUUCACUCGCCGUUGCCUUCCUUGCAUGUGCCCUCGUGGUAUCUGGAAGUGUGAUUCGUGAAAAGAGACAGUGUGGAUGUGCUCAGCCACAGCAGAGCCAGUGCUCAUGCCAACAAGUUCAACAGACCCAAUCUUGCUCGUGCCAAUCUGCUCCAGUCCAACAACAAGCCCCAUCCUGCUCUUGCGCUCAGCCACAACAAACCCAAACUGUUCAGGUUCAAGCUACUCAAUGCGCUCCAGCCUGCCAACAGAGCUGCACACAACAGUGCCAGUCCUCCCCAUCGGUGUCCCAAUGCCAACCACAAUGCCAACAACAAUGCCAAACCCAAUGCGCUCCAAUGUACAACCCACCAACCACCACUACCACCACCCAGGCUCCAGUUGUUCAGUACCAACAGUGCCAACCAGUGUGCCAGCAACAAUGUCAAUCCACCUGUGUCCAGCAACAACAGCCAGCCGCUCAAUGCCAACCACAAUGCCAGCAGCAAUGCAAUGUUGCCUGUGAUGCUCCAUCCACCACCACCCAAGCUCCACAAGUGAUCCAAAUCCAACUCGAGAUCCAACAAGCUCAAGCCCAAUGCCAGCCACAAUGCCAACAACAGUGCCAGUCAUCGUGUGUCCAACAACAACAACCAUCCAACCAAUGCGACUCUGCCUGUAACACACAAUGCUCCAACAUCUGCCAACAAACCGCCCAGGCCACCCAAGAAGUCGUCUACAAUACCAACCAAAACACCAACACCCAGAUGUAUGAUCCAUACAACAACCAAGGAUCCAACAACUGCGCUCCAGCUUGCCAGCCAGCCUGUGAUAACUCCUGCACUCAACAAGCUCAACCAAUGUACCAACCAUACGAAACCACCACUGGAGCUCCGGCCCAAGUCAUCGAGAUUGUCCUCCAAACCUCUGUUGCUCAAUCUGCCCAAUGUGCUCCACAAUGCGAACAGUCCUGCCAGCAGCAAUGUGUCCAACAACAACAGCCAGCUGCUCAAUGCCAGACUGCCUGCCAGUCUUCCUGCUCCAACUCCUGCCAAGCUGCUCAACCAGCCACCCAAGCCUGCCAACAGACCCAACAGAACUCGUGCUCCUGCCAAGCCAACUACUCUCCAUGCGGAAAUGGACAAUGCUGCCGCAGAAAGUAA